CCCAAGCCUCUGCCGUACCGUCCAGGCGGCGAGUUGCGUCCUGGCUCUGUCGUGUGGCCGGCGUGCAGGGUUGUGUGCCCGCUUACUGCCGCUGCCGCCGUCAUGAACCGCGAGAAUUUCGCGGCGGGCGAGCGGCUGGUGUCGCCGGCUUACGUGCGCCAGGGCUGCGAGGCUCGCCGCUCGCACGAGCACCUCAUCCGGCUGCUCCUGGAGAAGGGGAAGUGUCCGGAAGAUGGUUGGGAUGAAAAUACACUUGAGCUCUUUCUGCAUGAGCUUGCAAUCAUGGAUAGCAACAAUUUCCUGGGCAAUUGUGGUGUGGGAGAAAGGGAAGGGAGAGUGGCAUCUGCUUUAGUUGCCCGUCGUCAUUACAGGUUCAUUCAUGGAAUUGGACGAUCAGGUGAUAUUUCUGCUGUGCAACCAAAAGCUGCAGGUUCUAGCCUUUUGAACAAAAUUACCAAUUCUUUGGUAUUGGACAUCAUAAAGUUGGCUGGUGUUCAUACAGUGACCAACUGCUUUGUAGUUCCUAUGGCAACUGGUAUGAGUUUGACCCUGUGUUUCUUAACUUUACGACACAAAAGACCAGAGGCAAAGUAUAUUAUAUGGCCGCGAAUAGACCAGAAGUCCUGCUUUAAAUCUAUGAUCACUGCAGGUUUUAAGCCCGUGGUGAUAGAGAAUGUUUUAGAAGGUGAUGAACUGCGCACAGACUUGAAAGCAGUGGAGGCCAAAAUCCAGGAACUUGGGCCGGAUUCCAUCCUGUGUGUUCAUUCGACUACCUCCUGUUUUGCUCCAAGAGUGCCUGAUAGACUAGAAGAACUGGCUGUGAUGUGUGCCCACUAUGGCAUUCCACACAUUGUCAACAAUGCUUAUGGAGUGCAGUCUUCAAAAUGUAUGCACCUCAUCCAGCAGGGGGCCCGUGUGGGUAGAAUAGAUGCUUUUGUGCAGAGCUUGGACAAAAAUUUUAUGGUUCCAGUAGGUGGCGCUAUAAUUGCUGGCUUUAAUGAUUCCUUCAUCCAGGAAAUUAGUAAGAUGUAUCCAGGAAGAGCUUCAGCUUCUCCUUCUUUAGAUGUGCUUAUUACUUUAUUAUCACUUGGGUCAAAUGGCUAUAAAAAGCUAUUAAAAGAAAGAAAGGAAAUGUUUUCAUAUUUGUCCAGUCAACUAAAGAAGCUGUCAGAAGCCUACAACGAAAGACUGUUACAUACACCUCACAAUCCCAUAUCUUUAGCUAUGACACUUGCAACUCUCGAUGAGCACCAGGACAAAGCUGUCACUCAGCUCGGCUCAAUGCUAUUCACCAGGCAGGUUUCUGGAGCCAGAGUCGUGCCACUCGGCUCCGUCCAAACCGUGAGUGGCUAUGCCUUCACAGGCUUCAUGUCACACACAGACCAGUACCCUUGUGCAUACCUCAACGCUGCGUCAGCCAUUGGGAUGAAGACACAAGAUGUGGACUUGUUCAUCAAGAGGCUUGGCAAAUGUUUAAAGACAGUCAAGAGAGAACAAAAUAAAGAGAGCGGCGUGUCCAGAACUGAUGAUUAUGACGAAACCAGAGGCGUAGAUAUGAAUGAAAUGGCUUUACAACUAGAUAAUGUGCUUCUUGAUACUUAACAGGGUUCUUCUUGACAGGUGAAGGGUUUCUUCUUGAAAAUUUGAAAGAAAUGAUGAGGCCGCAGUGUAAGAAAGUAGACACAACUUGAGAUUUUCAUGGACAUUAUUUGAUCAAGGAAUAGAAUAUGAUCUGAGCUUACCUUUAAUGAUUAUCCCAUCUUCUACUUUUACACUGCCUCGAUCCUUGUGGUCCAUAAUGGAUAUAUGCAGUUAACAUUUUUCUAAUGGUUAAAGUAUUUGUCAAGCAUGAUUCAGAUAAUUCUUGCUAAGAUGAUGACAGUAAAAUUAUUUCUGAUUUUGCUUUGAAAUGUGCAGACUGCUUCCUCCUAGCCCUUCUCUGCCAUUUGCAAGUUACCUAUGUUUCUGCUCGUGCAGAGUUUGGGAAGGUCUUUGAUGCUGCUAGUCGCUAGGUGUUUGUUGAUGCAUGUAAGUCACGGUAUAUGUAUGGGCGUUCACCAGGGGAGCAGGGUCAAGGUGUAAGCUCUAAUUUUCAUUCAACAGAAACAGUUCUCAACUGGGAAUAAUCUUAUAUUUGAGCAACAUCUGGGAACAUUGUUGUCACAAAUGGUGGGUGCUGUCGACCUCCAGUACUUGAGGCUGGUGGUGCUGUUCAUCGUCCUACAGUGGACACAACACCUUGCCCAAACAAAAUCAUCCGGCCCCAAAUGCAGCAGUGCUGAGGUGGCAUCAUAGAGAGCUCUAAAGUAAGUGAACACAAGUAGACAAGUUCCCUAUAGCAACUUUAGUUAUUCAGUUGGACUUCAGAGAAGCUUCUUUUUAAUGUUACUGAACUUUACACAAUACAGACUUGUGAUAACCAGGGUCACCAGUUCCGAACAUGGAGUUAUUAGUUUUCUAUGGCGCUUGUGCCCGUGGAAACUGUUGCACUGUUUUUGCUCUCCACAGUCUCUGUGGAUGGUAGUUUGUUCAGGUGCUUUGUACAACCAUCAUCAAAAGUGGCUCACAUGAAUAUUUUUGACCAUAUUUUUGAUAUGGAGGUGAGAAUGUUGUACUAUGAAAACAGGCAUAUUCCCUGUCUCCCUGUGCAUACGCCUACUUUCUGAGUGGAAUUCCAGAUACUUUGGUUACAAGAAUGAUUUUUGUUAUUGAAAUUAGCUGAGAAAGCUUGAGUUAGUAAAGCUUCUGAAUGCACCAAAAUGCCUAACCCAUGUUUCUAAAGUCCCCUGCAGAAUGUCCAGCCUAAGAGACCGGUUCCACGGUCAGACUUGGGACUUUACAGCUUGCCUACUGGUAUUUAAAGGCUCUGAGGAGUUCUUUGAAACCAGUUCGGAGGUACCCUUAGCAAAAAUAGAACCUGCUUUUAAAAUUAGUAAAUUACUUGUUGGCUUCCCGAUGUACUUACUUUUGAAGACACCGCAAUAGACAAAUCGGUUUCUGGGCUGUUGGCUUGUGUUUCAGGAGCGUGAACUCGUUUACCGUGAGCUUGAGUACCAUUGUCUGUGUACAGCGACAUUUUUCAGACAUUAGCUGACAAAAUUUGGAGAUCAAGAUUGUGUGGGGAUAAAGUUGUUAAUUAUAAAUAUACAAAUUAUUUGAAAAUAGUAUCUUUGGAGUUAAAAUGUUUUAAACAUCUGAUUUUUGAAAACAGCUCUUCACUCAUUCUAAAGGAGUCAGUCCUGGAAUGAAAAGUUGUGUGAUGUUUUUCUGUGAAUCUGGGGUUCCAUUGUAGAAUGAACAAAGCAAAGGAACCCCUCAGCUUACCAGAGGAAAUGAAGUGAUGUUGCAAAUGUAAACGCUGGCAGAGCAGCUUGCUCCACACAUUGGCCAAAAUUGCUUGAUGGAACAAGUGAUCUGUAUUGUGUGAUCAUCAUUUAGCUUUAAGAAAGGCCAGAGCAGAGA
This is a messenger RNA of Condylura cristata (star-nosed mole), 3462 nucleotides long. RefSeq names its product Sep (O-phosphoserine) tRNA:Sec (selenocysteine) tRNA synthase (gene SEPSECS). Gene Ontology annotation, molecular function: tRNA binding; O-phosphoseryl-tRNA(Sec) selenium transferase activity. The coding region runs from base 103 to 1602 and encodes 499 amino acids. Lineage: Eukaryota; Metazoa; Chordata; Mammalia; Eulipotyphla; Talpidae. Gene Ontology annotation, biological process: selenocysteine incorporation; conversion of seryl-tRNAsec to selenocys-tRNAsec. The record is from RefSeq and is a predicted model, not a curated record. The transcript is spliced from 11 exons.